Molecule: messenger RNA, 2314 nt
Organism: Rubroshorea leprosula
Lineage: Eukaryota; Viridiplantae; Streptophyta; Magnoliopsida; Malvales; Dipterocarpaceae
Source: the annotation of a GenBank genome assembly
GUAACUGUUUCAUUGAGUGUCAUUCCUGGGUGGUGAGCUGAAAUUCCUACUCUUUCAUGUUGAAGUAUGUACUAUGUAGUUUGCCAUUGUUUCUUUUCUGACCAAUCAAAACCAGCUGAGCUAAGUUUUGCGGUGGGGGGUUGGGCCUUGAAUUGGGUGCUGCUGUUAGGCGGCAAGGUUUAUGGUCUUAGAGUUAAAUGUUGAUAGCUGGCUUUGUUGGCAAUCCCAUGAGUUGCAUUACAAGCAAUUUUUUGGGUGAAUUUUAGUUUUUGCUUUCUCUAAUUUUGCUUUAUGGGCAUUGAGUUUUUUUCCAAAGUUCUUGUUGUAUACAUAUUAUAUCAGUUUGAAUCAUGUCAUUUUGCUGUUAUGAACUGGAAUCAGUUUGAGAGAAAUGAACUUCUUCUUGAGUAAAAGGUACCUUCAAUGAAGAACUACCGUACACAAUGAAGCUUGAAAAAGGUGCUCAGAUGAGAGAGUUGGAAAAGGAAGCAAUGAGAAUUGCCAGAGAGAGCAAUGAGAAUUGCCAGAGAGAUUGCGGGUGAAGAUACCCAGGGCCUGCAUUUAGCAGAGGAAAGGAAAGAGGUCUUCAUCUUCAUGAUAAUUUUGAUAUUGAUGAAGAGAUCAGAUUCUCUUCGGUGUACAGGGGAAGAGGGGUUGAUGAUAGUGGAUAUAAAGAAGAUGAGGAGAUGGUGUUGGAUUCACACAAUAUUGAAACCUUUGGAGGUUCAUCAGCUUCAGUUAGUAGCAGGCCUACAGAUUUCACCAGUUUGAAAUGAACUGAAAAGGGUUGUGCCAUCAAGCUCUUCCUUAAUGCUUCACAGGAUGAGGCACCCUCUUCACAAUCUGAAAGUGUUGCAGAUAUAAACCUCUGGCUCUAAUGAUCUUGCUAGACAGCUGGCAUCUGAAGUUCCUUUUACAAGUAGCUCUAACAGUGAAAGCAGGUAUCUGUUUUUACCUUUUCCCCAUGAAUGUGCCUAAAUGAUAUGUAUUUUCUUAUUAUGCUUUAAAUAUUUUUCUCCAACAAAUUGAAUGAUACUGCUUGUAGUUCAUAUGUAGCUAAUAUCAGAAUGGUUUCCUUGAAAAUAUUAUAUUACUUCUAUUCUUCUUUCCUACUUGGGAAUACUUGAAGUUGUAGGAUCCAGGACAAUUUGCUUGAUGAUUGUGGAGGAGGUGGUGAUCCUAAAGAUUCUGUAGAAAAGCAAUCAUUAACUAAGGAUCCUAACUUGACAAUCCCUAUGGACUAACAGCUGCAAUAAAGGAGAGCUAUCAGCAAACACAACUACUUCUGCUGUGUUGCAUGCUUCAUCAAAGGAUGGUGAAAAACUGAGUCUGAAUGAAGUCUCAAGAGACCCUGCAUCUAGCAAAGUGCCAGGGGAAGUGUAGUUGGUAAAUUCCUGUGGACAACAAGGUAGUUCUACGUCAUCCAAUUCAGAUCAUAUCGGUGCUGCUGCUGCCUCAGCUUCUAGUUGUUCUGGCUUAUCUCCAAGCUCAUCGGUGGGUUCAUUAUCCUCUGAAAAGUCAACCCUAAAUCCCCAUGCAAAGGAAUUCAAACUCAAUCCUAACACAAAGUGUUUCUCCCCAUCACAAACAACUGUUAGGCCUCCAUCACCAGUAUCAGAUGGUUCCUUCCAUCAUCCGCCCAUUGUGUGCCCUCUUGCAUGGCAUGCAUUUGGGUUUUGGGAUUGGACCAUCAUUUGCUGCACACCACCCUCUUAUAUUUAACCAGGCAGUAGCACCAAUGCAGUCACCACAAGCAUAUUUUCAUCCAAAUGGACGUCAGUAUGGGCAGCAGCAAAUGUUUCUUAGGCAGUCUAGGCAAGUUGUGUACAUGCCAAGCUCCCAACCUGAAAUGCCAUACAAAGGACGGGAUUUUUAGCCAGUUAGUUUGCUGACUUUAUUCAGUUGUGAUCCGUUCUGCUCAUAAAGAAUAAACAUCUGAGAGUCUGCAUGGAUUAAAAUUUUCUCGAAACAAAGCCAGGCAGCCCAUUAAAGAUCUUAUGGUUACUCAACCCCGUAUGUUCUGAGUGAUUGUUUUACACAUCCUCAGAGAUAAUUUCAUUACCUUGUAUGCUUCAUUCAUACCCAUGACACCAUGCCUUGAGAUUUGUAGAAUCUCUUAACUAACUUGUACUAUCUGAUUUGUUGUCUAAUAAUAACAGCGAUUGGAUCAAUUUGGAGCGUGCUCCAUAAAUUGUUUCUGUCCUUGGGUGUCGCCUUCUUUGCAUUUCUUGUAUAGGAUACCAGUAAGCGUGAAAAUUACUUCAGGAGUCUAUUAUCUUCUCAAUUUUUUUGAUAAUAAAGUCGCAUUUUAGAA